AUGAUGCACAGACAAGCCUAUGCGCCUACGCCGCAUAGCUACGUUCCUAGUUCGAGCCUCUCGGCAACCAUCAACCUCGACGAGGCAAGCAGGGAAGUCAAGCUCACCAACUCGCGGGCCGAACGCGACUUGCAAGACUCACUUGCAGAAUUGUUCAGCAUCAUCGUCACCCUCGAUGAGCUGGAGAAGGCCUUCCUCAAAGAUGCCAUCCCGGAGGCCGAGUACACGGAGAUCUGCGAGCGCUCGCUGCGGCAGUACAAAGCGUUGCUCGCCGAUGAGACGAUCGCACGCGAGUUCCGUGGUCUCGAAGAGUUCAAGUCCAGCUGGGAUCUUGAGGCUCCCCGGGCCACCGAACGGCUCCGUGUCGGGAUGCCAUCGACGACGGUAACGGCCUCGUCCUCGUCGACGGCGCCGGCCCCUUCGACCACCAACAAUACGAGCGGAGUUCUCAUCCUCGAAGCGACCCAAGAGUUCAUCACCUUUCUCGACGCCGUCAAGCUUGGCAUGCUCUCCAAGGACCAGCUGCACCCGCUCCUCUCGGACGUUAUCCAGUCGGUCAACCGCGUCACCGACGUCGAUUUCGACCACCGGGGCAAAAUCGUCCAAUGGCUCAUCACUCUGAAUCAGAUGAAAGCGACGGAGGAGCUGAGCGAACAACAAGCGAGGGAGCUGGAGCUGGAUAUCCAACAGGCAUACCAAGGCUUCCGUCGAACCCUGACGUGA
Molecule: messenger RNA, 723 nt
Organism: Drechmeria coniospora
Lineage: Eukaryota; Fungi; Ascomycota; Sordariomycetes; Hypocreales; Ophiocordycipitaceae
Exons: 3
Coding region: 1-723 (240 amino acids)
Biological process (GO): protein transport to vacuole involved in ubiquitin-dependent protein catabolic process via the multivesicular body sorting pathway
Cellular component (GO): ESCRT I complex
Molecular function (GO): protein-containing complex binding
Source: RefSeq, a predicted model, not a curated record